Molecule: messenger RNA, 1587 nt
Organism: Acanthaster planci (crown-of-thorns starfish)
Lineage: Eukaryota; Metazoa; Echinodermata; Asteroidea; Valvatida; Acanthasteridae
Product: EF-hand calcium-binding domain-containing protein 10-like
Molecular function (GO): calcium ion binding
Source: RefSeq, a predicted model, not a curated record
CAGAAUAGUCAUUUUCAGCACAUAGCAACACCCGUGUGUCAACAACUAGCCUAGAUCGACUGCCAAGUUGCUCUCCCUCUAUUGAUGUCCAGUCUGAAAGUGUGGUUUUUGCAAAUGGUUGCCUCAGAAAUGGCUGUUCCAAGGCAAGAAGAAGCUACAGAAUAUCUUGAAAAACAUCGAUUAAUGGAGCUCUUCGACAACAUAACAGCUCAACUUGUUUUUCAUAGACCAGAUAAUCCCAAGGCCUUCAUGAUUGACUACAUUGAGAAACUCAAGGAAUCUAGGACCACACAGCUGGACUUCCCUUGCCUGUUUGAUGAGUCCAACAUAGAAUCUGUCUUUGGAAUGUUAGAUCCCACAAAAAAGGGGUUUAUAACCCUAGACCAGUAUAAACAAGCGAUUGACACCCUUGGUUGUCAGAGUGCAGAUCCUCAUCCUGCCGGAGCAGACAUCGACAGGAUCACACAGGAAUCAUUCACAAGGGAAGUAAAAGUUGCCUUGAAGAAGGCUUCAGCGACCUUUGAACAAGUUUAGGCUGAGAGAUGGCUCCUGAGGGUGGUUUGAGCUGCUAUCACCAAUGACGGGCAACCCUUACUGUUCUAGCACUGGCUGCUUCAAGCUCUUUGGCUGAAAAAAACUUUAACCAGACAAUUCAGAGGGACUGAUUACACAUCCCGUCAAUCAAUGAAAUGGUGGCAGUGUUUAUAAGGAAUUAGAGCUAGAAGGAAAUUAUCAAAGGCAGAUGUCCCUAAAUAUGGUGGCUUUCCCCAUCUAGCCCACCCCACCCCCACAAAAAAUUUGAAAGUAACAAGGGGAGAAAAUAGAAGAAAAUCAAAGGAACAAAAGAAGGGAUGAAAAGAGAUUUGCUAGAAAAUUUCCUUGGGAUUGACCCCUGUCCACCAUUAAGUUGUAAGUUGCCUCUGCAGAUCUCUGUCUCCCCCCCCCCCGAAACAAAUCCUGGCAAUGACCAUGGCCAUAAACAAAAAGGUUUAAUGAUGAUAGAGGCUUUGCAUGGCAGCCAUCUUGCAGGACAGUUCUUUUGUUUCACAGGAAAACCUCCCUUAUGCAUACCCUGUGGAACAAAAGAACUAGCCUGCAAGAUGACAGCCGUGAAAACCCUCUAUUCUCCUUUGCUAGAUUGGCGAGGUGUUGUCACAGACAGACUUCAGGCACAUCAAUACAUGUACUUGCCAUGUUUCGCAUUUAGUUAUAUACAGGUUCAUCAUCUUUUAAAAGGCAUGCUUUGUUUGCAGAUUUCAGGACAGGGGUUUUUCAGUAAGCACUUUGAUGAUUUUUAACUUAGAAAACGAGUACAUGUAGAUGUGUUUUUUUAAUAUUUAAACACUAAGUGUGCACCUUCACAGGAAAACAGUUCAGGAGAGACCCAACAAACAAGAAAACAAACUUUUUCACCCAGCCAGACACUGUACCCACAUGUAACUUUAGUUGCACUCAAAAUGCUUCUGCACCAAAGUGGCCCAAGUGGAUGCUUUGUUGAAAUCACACCAUUUGUGGUAUUUGGCAAGCUUUAGGUAAAACUUGUAAAAAUUGUAAAUAAAAGCAAAAUGCGAUGUUCAUUUGUCUUGA